Molecule: messenger RNA, 1766 nt
Organism: Cannabis sativa
Lineage: Eukaryota; Viridiplantae; Streptophyta; Magnoliopsida; Rosales; Cannabaceae
Product: polyprenol reductase 2
Exons: 7
Coding region: 536-1552 (338 amino acids)
Biological process (GO): polyprenol catabolic process; dolichol-linked oligosaccharide biosynthetic process
Cellular component (GO): endoplasmic reticulum
Molecular function (GO): 3-oxo-5-alpha-steroid 4-dehydrogenase activity
Source: RefSeq, a predicted model, not a curated record
GAUUUUUGUAUUUUUAGGUUAAAGUUUGGUUCUAAAUUGUAGUCGUUGUCGUUUUUGAGGGAGUUAUAAUUAAUUAGUAUAAUUUGCAUAUGAAUUUAUAAGUUUUCAACAAAUUUUGAAAUUAGAUAAUAAAAGUUUAUGCUGGAGAUCAAAUUUCUGGAUUUUUCGUUACAUGUAUCGUUACAAUUUUAUAGGAUUUUCCCGUUACAUAUUUUCUUGUGGUUAUUGACAAAUUUUCUUUGUUUAUCACUUUCUCUGUUUCUGCAGUUUUUUUAGCUUUACUUUUCUCUUAUUACUUGUUUAACACUCAUAUAGUCAAGGGAUUAAAUUAUGCGUAAACUCGUAGCAAAAGCAAAAGAAAACAAAUACGUAAAGCUUUAAGUCAGUAUCUAGCCAUGGGGACAGUUUCACUCUCUAUCGAAUUUCAACACUGCACGAUUGGUAUCUCUUUCUCAUAGGAACUGUUUUCCUUCUUCUGAAGCUUCAAUCUUUUUAUCAUUUUUGAGCUCUUUUCUCAUCUGGGUACUGGUCAAAUAUGGAAUUGGAGCUUGUUUGGUUGCUUAGAGCGGCUUGGAUUGCUGGUACUUUGCCUAUACUGGUUGCUUCAAUACCUAGUUCAAGGCUUUCUUCGGUUCAUGGACUUCUAUUGGAUUUUGCUAAGAGAGGGAAGAUAAUGAGUUCUUCUUCAAAAAGAUUCACACUUCCUCAAAAAUACUUCGGCCAUUUCUAUGCGGUAGCUUCGGUGUGGACAACAUUUCUGCUCGUUGCAACUUGGAUGUAUGCAUACAAAACAGUGCCAAUAGUUUCCAAGCCUUUUCAUUAUUCUACGUUUGCCAGCCAAAUAGCAGGGGGUUCUCAAAUCUUUUCAUGGCUCCAAAGUCAUACAGCUCCGGUGGAGUAUAAAUAUAGCGUUUGGAGAUCUGUGUUUCUGCUUUUGUUGAUGGAUGUUCAAGUCUUGAGACGCCUUUAUGAGACAAUAUAUGUGUUCAAUUAUAGUUCCUCAGCUCGGAUGCACAUUUUGGGUUAUUUGACUGGCUUCUUUUUCUACACAGCAGGACCACUGUCACUUUGUUGCAACUGCAUUCCGGAGGUGUACAAAUUUGUGUUGAAUGGAGUUGCUGAAUUCAUUGUUAUAGGCAAGAACCGCAUGCCAGCCUUCGAAUUGGACUGGUGGGAAUUUGUGAUUCCCCUUGUAAAGCUUGGCUGGCUACAGUGGAUUGGUGCAGCAAUAUUUUUCUGGGGUUGGAUUCAUCAGCUUCGUUGCCAUGCUAUUCUUGGCUCGCUUCGAGAAAACAAAGCACAAGCAGAUGAAUAUGUAAUUCCGCACGGUGACUGGUUCAAAAUUGUGUCAUCUCCUCACUAUCUGGCUGAGAUUGUUUUAUACUUCGGUGUUUUGAUUGCUAGUGGAGGAAGGGACCUUACAAUCUGGUUACUCUUUAUAUUUGUGGUGGCGAAUUUAGUGUUUGCAGCAGCGGAAACCCAUAGAUGGUACCUUCGAAAAUUUGAGAACUACCCCAGAAAUCGGCUUGCGAUUAUUCCAUUUGUUUACUAAGAGUAGAGGUGGACAUGGAUUCUUUAAGUUAGUAACUUUAUGGGAUGUUCUUAACUAAAUCUUUGAACAUAAUCUGUUUUACCUUAAACAAGUAACAAGGAUCAUCACUAAAGAGUCAUAUUAAUUGUUUUGAGUCUUUGUAAAGGAAAGAUGUUUUGCUCCCUCAUAUUGGGAGGAGCAACUUUUUUAAUAAAGUGAAGAAGGUUUGUUCAAA